This is a messenger RNA of Chilo suppressalis (striped riceborer), 2934 nucleotides long. NCBI's taxonomy places the organism in Eukaryota, Metazoa, Arthropoda, Insecta, Lepidoptera, Crambidae. The record is from the annotation of a GenBank genome assembly.
CCGAAUUAUAUCGACAUGGAAGCCUCCUUAGCGAACUGGUUAACUGGUUAUACAACCAUUGCAGUCGUGUUUCGCAGUGGUACGGCGCGCGCGCAUCGUAACAACUCCGCCGAGAAUUUUUCACGCGUAACCAAAUAUAACUGUUUACAUAUACGUGAAGUCUAUCGGAGGUUUUGUGAAAUUGUUGUGGUUUUGGUGAUAGAUGAAAAGAUGACGUCAGAGGUGAACGAAUGGUACCGCGGGCGGAAGGUGUUGGUGACAGGCGCGUCAGGCCUGAUGGGCAAGGUGUUGAUCGAAAAGCUACUGUACAGCGUACCCGACGUCGCCUGCGUCUACGCAGUGGUGCGCUCCAAGCGGGGGAAGACCCCUGAGGCUCGCAUUGAGGACAUGUGGAAGCUUCCCUUAUUCGCCAGAAUCAGAGACGAAAAGCCCCAUGUUAUGAAGAAACUGAUUCCUGUGACCGGUGACAUAGUUUACGACGACCUUGGCAUAGAGAGGAACACGCUGCAGCAGAUAUGUGAUGAGGUGUCCGUGGUAUUCCACUUCGCCGCCAGCCUGCGAUUGGAGGCUCCACUUAAGGAAGGCUUGGAGAUGAAUACGAAAGGCACACUGCGAGUAUUGGCUGUUGCCAAGAAAAUAAAGAACCUAGCCGCCUUCAUUCAUCUCUCAACAGCAUUCUGCUAUCCAGACUACGAAAGGAUGGCAGAAAGGGUACAUGAUCCGCCAACGAAUCCACAUGAAGUUCUGAGAGCUGCGAGUUGGCUGACAGAUGAUCAGUUAAACUUGUUGGCACCAUCCGUCCUUCAGAAGCAUCCGAACUCAUACACCUACUCCAAGAGACUAGCCGAAGCUUUAGUCAGAGAAUGUUACCCUGAAUUACCAGCAGCUGUUGUGAGACCGAGUAUAGUGACACCUUCGUACAAAGAGCCUAUGGAGGGGUGGGUGGACAACCUUAAUGGCCCCAUCGGCCUGAUGAUAGGAGCGGGCAAGGGUGUGAUACGCUCCAUGCACUGCUACGGCCAUUACCACGCUGAGGUCAUCCCCGUUGACAUCGCCAUCAACAGUAUCAUCGUUAUUGCCUAUAAAAUUGGCACAAUGACUGAAAGGAAACCAGAGAUACCAGUUUACAAUCUGACAACAGGAGACGAUAGAAACACAACUUGGAAGACAGUUCUGGACAUUGGCAAGGCGACGAUCCGUAAAUACCCCUUUGAAGGACCCCUGUGGUACCCAGAUGGGAACAUUCGGCACAACAAGCUCAUACACAAACUCUGUGUGUUCUUCUAUCACAUCGUGCCCGCCUACCUGAUAGAUUUUUUGAUGCUCAUCUUUAGACAGAAAAGAUUCAUGGUCCGUAUACAAAACAGAAUCACCGUCGGUCUGGAAGUGCUCCAAUAUUUCACAACUAGAGAAUGGUGGUUUGACACGCACAACUUUAAGGCUAUAGCGCCGACAUUAAACGAUGUUGACCUGAAAACUUUCCCGAUGGACUUGAGCAUAAUUGAGGACGAGCCGUACAUAGAAGCCUGUAUGUUAGGAGGCAAACAAUACUGCCUCAAAGAAAAGCUGGAGAAUUUGCCCAAAGCUAGACUUCAAAAUAACAUCCUCUACAUUUUGGAUCGCAUUGUAUCAGUGUGUUUUUACCUGCUUCUGCUCUCCUGGAUCGCUUAUUUUUUCGAGCCAGUGAGAAACGUAUUAGAAUAUGGAGGCCCUGUCAUAAGGCAUCUUCCCUUCGUUGGCAAAACCGUCUUCAGAGACGAAUUGUAAUAUACUUAUAUGUAAGAAAUAAAUGGGUGCAUUCCAAAGAGAAUUGGAUAUUAAUAAUAAAUGUAAAUAUCUUUUAAAUUCUGGUAAUGUUAGAUAUUAAUUACUUUACAUAUUUACAUUUUCUAGUAACAUGUAAAAAGUAAGAUAGUUUGUAACUACAUGCUACAAUUACUCGAUAAUAUAACGAAUUUUAAGUAACCCAAGUGUUUAAUAACUAGUACUUAUCACUUUUUAUAACAAUUAUGAAGCGUUUUAUAAACACAUCAAAGGUUGGGUAGACUUUAUAGAUAAAUGUAUAUAAAUAAAGGUGUAUGCAUUUGAAAUGGUUUAAUUUUAUACUUUACCUUCAAUUUCAAAUAAGAAUCAUAGCCUCAUCUUUUAUUACGUAACAAAUUUAAAUCGUAUUUUAUUCACAUAAGGAGUAAAAAAAUAGGCGAUACUUUUUCAGUUAUUUUAUAGCGGAAAAUGUCUUUGUGUGAAAAUUCAAUUUUAAUUUUAUUGCAAAAUUUUAAGUAACUUACCGUUUUCUUUCUCAUUUCCGUUUAAACUUUACGAUAUCAAAGUAUGUAAGUAAUUACUUUCCGUGUCUUUCGUCAAAUAUAGCACCUAAGAUAUCUACGUCGUGUUCGCAUAUGAAGAAGGCUUUUGUACAGCAGCUUAUGUCAUUCAAUGAUCCUUCAUAGAACAUUGAACCGCAUGUCUCCCUUGCACCACCGUCAGGUUGCAUGUAUCCCCAUUUAGCGCAACAACUAUUUUGUAGUGGAACUCCUGCAGACAUAUUUGAUUAUUAUUAUUCACAAAACCUAUUAUGAAAGCCCAGUAACACUGCGCCUCUAAGAUAGUCGCCUAAAAUAUUAUCCUUCGGAGCCUUAUCGGUUAGUUCUUUAAGAUAUUCUGCUUCACCUGGGCUGUCUAUCACUGCUAAAUAGGACUGCUCAGCGUUGCAUACAACGUAGGCAUCAGCCCAUGUACGAGGUUGCAAAUGGAAUUUGUAGCAUUUUCCAAAAGCCUCAUUGUAAUUAUAAUCCAUAUUUGGUAUAAAACAGAACUGGUUCCACUCCAGCAUGCUACGUUUCUUCUUACAUAUGAAAGGAUAUUUUUUGUCGCAAUUGUCAUCGUUCAGAAAGCCGUUGCGUCUGAAAUUCACGCAGUCUUCUUGACCACCGU